AUGGCGGACCCCGACCAGGCCAUCGCCGAGGUCUACCGCAAGAUCGAGCGAGAAAAGGCUCUUAUCAAUGCCGCCACUCACAUGCGACAGUCCACCAACAAUGCCGCGGUCCAGGCACGUGUCGACAGCAACAUCCGGGACAGCAGGCGAAACAUUUCAUACUUGGAAGAAAAACUGGCAGAGUUACAGCUGAGACAGCGGGGCCAGAAUGAGGGUGCCGCUCCCACUCCGCCUGCCCAUGGGGGGUCCGGUUAUCAGACUCCAGAUCCCCGGAUGCAGCAAUCACGAUUCCAGCACGGCGGCGGACCGACUCCUCCUCCCAAAGACGAGAGGGGCUAUUUUCCCAACGAGAGAGGUGACUAUGGUGAUCCCGGGCCAGGGGGAUAUAGCCAGGGCGGCACCGGCAUGAUGCCUCCACGCGCUCCCUACGGAGACCCUCGUCCUUACAGCGCGCCGGUCCCCAAAGCUCGCCCGAAUUUCUCGAAACUAGACCUGAUCAAAUAUGAUACCCCAUAUCUCGGACCCAAAAUCCAACUCAUGCUCUCCCAACUCGAGUUCAAACUGUCCGUCGAAAAGCAGUACAAAGCAGGCAUCGAAAAGAUGGUGCGCUUGUACCAAGACGAGGGUGACAGAAAAAGCAGACUGGAUGCCGAGGGCCGGCGCAUCGAAAGCAAUCAGAAAGUCCAGUUGUUGAAGCAGGCCCUGAAAAGAUACAUGGAUCUGCACGUCGACAUUGAAACGUCAGAUGCUGCUGACGAUGACAGUCUCAACGCCCCUAAUAUGCGAAAACCCCUUACCGGUCACCUGGAAAUGCGCAUUCAUGCCAUUAAGGAUGUCGAUCACGCAGCCUCGUCACGCUUUUCACGAGGCCCCGAAACCUUCGUCAUUAUGAAGGUGGAGGACAACAUCCGAGCCAAGACCCGGGCAACACGGACGGAUAAAUGGACAGAGGAGACUCAUCACGUCGACAUCGACAAAGCCAACGAGAUCGAGCUGACGGUCUAUGACAAAGCAGGCGAUCGACCAACCCCAAUCGGGUUUCUAUGGAUCCGCAUUUCGGAUAUUGCGGAAGAAAUGCGCCGGAAAAAGAUUGAAUCGGAAUUUCAGCAGAAUGGCUGGGUAUCAGCAGAUAAGAUGGCGAAUGGCAGCAGUCCGGGUAAACCAGGUCCUGAUUUUCAACCCGCACCUUUCAUGCCACCGGGAGAUGCUGCGGGUGCCGGCUCCGCGGCCGGUUUCGCUCAAAAUCCUCAGCAACAUGUCCAACCUGUGAUGAUCGAUUCAUGGUUUUCUUUGGAACCGGCGGGCAGGAUCCAUCUCACAAUGAGCUUCCAGAAGCAGACGGGCGGAAAACGGCCAUUCGACAUUGGCCUCAAUCGUCAAGGCGCCGUGCGCCAGAAGAAGGAAGAGGUGCACGAGAAGCAAGGUCACAAGUUCGUCAAGCAACAGUUUUAUAACGUCAUGCGCUGUGCUCUCUGUGGAGAUUUUCUCAAGUAUUCGGCUGGCAUGCAGUGCGCGGAUUGCAAAUACACCUGUCACACCAAGUGUUAUCCAAAAGUGGUGACCAAAUGCAUCAGCAAGGCGAACUACGAAACGGACCCCGACGAAGAGAAAAUUAACCACCGCAUCCCACAUCGUUUCGACAAUUUCUCGAACAUCGGGGCCAAUUGGUGUUGUCACUGCGGUUAUCUGCUGCCGUUGGGAAGACGCAAUGCGAAAAAGUGCUCGGAGUGUAGUCUGACCUGUCAUGCCCAAUGUCAGCAUUUGGUUCCGGACUUUUGCGGCAUGUCCAUGAUCGUCGCCAAUGAAAUCUUGGAGACGAUUCAAAGAACGAAGCACCACAAUAAAUCCUCCUCUGUGAGCUCUGGAAUGAGCAAUCGGACGCUGAGGCCCAAUUCCGCAGCCAGACCUGGUCCCACGUCUCCUACGCAAAGCUUUGUCUCGGAUAACACUACCCUAACACCACAGAUAUCGAACCAAUCGUAUGAUCAACACCCAGAACAACCGAAGCCCUCUGCUGCCGCCAUGAGUGCUGCGCAGAAUAUGAUGUACAACCAACCUCAGGCGAGCCAGUCACAACCACCACCACAACAGCAACAGCAAAGACCAUUGCAACAAAAAGCUGUGUCCACCGCAGCAGUGCAGGCAGCCGCAGCCGCCGCGACUCGACCGCCAUCUCAACAAUACAACCAAACGUUCAAUGAUUAUAGCCCUCAAAAAAUGCCGGCUGAUCGUUACGCAAACGCUCGGCCUCCAGCCCCGGAACAGCCACAUGCUUCGUAUGACCCUCGCGCGUAUCAAGGAUAUGACCGCCAACCAGUACAACAACAAAUACCUCAACAUCAACCACCACAACAAGCUAUGAUCCAAUCGCAAAGACCUCAACCUCAAGCUGCUGCAGCAGCAAGCUAUUCUCCAGCCCCUAUCAAACCAGCGCCAUCGUCACAACAACAGGUAGCCACGCCUCCAUCUGGGCGCGGGUCAGGACCGAGAAUUGGUCUCGAUCACUUUAAUUUCCUCGCUGUACUAGGAAAAGGCAAUUUCGGCAAGGUCAUGCUUGCAGAGGCUAAGAGCUCAAAGAAGCUGUACGCCAUCAAGGUCUUGAAAAAGGAGUUUAUUAUCGAGAACGACGAAGUGGAGUCUACCAAAUCCGAAAAGCGCGUUUUCUUGAUCGCCAACAAAGAGAGACACCCUUUCUUGCUCAACUUGCACGCUUGCUUCCAAACAGAGACUCGAGUGUAUUUCGUGAUGGAGUACAUUUCGGGCGGCGAUCUGAUGUUGCACAUCCAGCGUGGACAGUUUGGCCUUAAGCGUGCUCAAUUCUAUGCUGCGGAAGUUUGUUUGGCUCUGAAGUAUUUCCAUGAAAAUGGUGUGAUUUACCGAGACUUGAAGUUGGACAACAUCCUGCUCACCCUGGACGGGCACAUCAAGAUAGCUGAUUAUGGUCUUUGCAAGGAGGACAUGUGGUUUGGAUCGACGACUUCCACCUUCUGCGGCACGCCAGAAUUCAUGGCUCCCGAGAUUCUUUUGGACAAGAAAUACGGUCGUGCGGUCGAUUGGUGGGCCUUUGGUGUCCUCAUCUACCAGAUGUUGCUCCAGCAAUCUCCGUUCCGUGGCGAAGAUGAGGACGAAAUCUACGACGCUAUUCUUGCGGACGAGCCGCUGUACCCAAUCCACAUGCCACGUGACAGUGUUUCGAUUCUGCAGAAACUGUUGACCAGGGAACCAGAAUUGCGACUGGGCAGUGGGCCGGGAGAUGCGCAGGAAAUCAUGAGCCACGCGUUCUUCAAGGGCAUCAACUGGGACGACAUCUAUCAUAAGCGGAUCCCCACGCCGUUCAAGCCGACCAUCAAGAAUGAAAAGGAUACCAGCAAUUUCGAUCAGGAGUUUACUAGUGUGACGCCCGUGCUGACACCAGUGCAGAGUGUGCUUUCGCCCGCCCAUCAAGAGGAGUUCCGUGGUUUCUCGUAUACGGCCGAUUUCAUUUAG
Messenger RNA from Cladophialophora psammophila CBS 110553, 3486 nucleotides. Its product is annotated as AGC/PKC protein kinase. Lineage: Eukaryota; Fungi; Ascomycota; Eurotiomycetes; Chaetothyriales; Herpotrichiellaceae. The coding region runs from base 1 to 3486 and encodes 1161 amino acids. The record is from RefSeq and is a predicted model, not a curated record. Gene Ontology annotation, molecular function: diacylglycerol-dependent serine/threonine kinase activity; ATP binding. The transcript has 4 exons. Gene Ontology annotation, biological process: protein phosphorylation; signal transduction; fungal-type cell wall biogenesis.